Messenger RNA from Bicyclus anynana (squinting bush brown), 1841 nucleotides. RefSeq names its product U3 small nucleolar RNA-associated protein 6 homolog. The transcript is spliced from 8 exons. Gene Ontology annotation, cellular component: Pwp2p-containing subcomplex of 90S preribosome; small-subunit processome. NCBI's taxonomy places the organism in Eukaryota, Metazoa, Arthropoda, Insecta, Lepidoptera, Nymphalidae. Gene Ontology annotation, biological process: maturation of SSU-rRNA from tricistronic rRNA transcript (SSU-rRNA, 5.8S rRNA, LSU-rRNA). The record is from RefSeq and is a predicted model, not a curated record. Gene Ontology annotation, molecular function: snoRNA binding; protein binding. Bases 127 to 1827 code for a protein of 566 amino acids.
AAGUGUCAACUUGUCAAAUCCAUGCGCGCAUGUUUUGGUUUUGAAUAUCUACACAGUAUAAUUUAGUUUAGAAAAAACUUGAAAACAGAUUUUAUUUAAAUACGAAGUUAAUAAUACUACUUAGAAAUGGCGGAACAAGUUAAUCAGCGUAUUGAGGGAAUGAUAAAUGAGCUAGAACAAAUGAAACGUACUAAUCUUUAUGACGACGCCGAAAUAAGGGAAAUAUCAAGGAAAAGAAAAGAAUUUGAAUACAGAAUACAGCGCAGAAUAAAAGAGAAAGAGGACUUUGUUCAAUACAUAUCCUAUGAAUUGACUUUACUAGAAGAUAUAUCACUGAGAAGAAAGCAGGCUAAACUUUCAGAAAAGAAAAAAGAUAUAGAGUAUGCUAUAGCUAAGAGACUCAAUAAGGUGUUCAGGCAAUUUGUCUAUAGAUACCAGAAUGAUGUGGCUAUAUAUUUUGAAUACCUAAAAUUCUGUCAAAGUGUUGGCUUUGAUUAUGCUGUAGCAGCUAUUAUUGGUCAAAUGUUACAGAUCCAUGGCGACAAACCGAAGAUGUGGCAAAUGGCAAGCAAGUGGGAGAGUAAGGAACAGAACAAUUUAGAAAAUGCUAGAAGCUUUCUUCUAAAAGGCAUUCACAGGCAUCCAGACUCAGAAAUACUUUAUUUGGAUCUCUUUGAAAUUGAGCUCAUGAUUGCUUACCAAGCUGAUGAAGAAGAUAAAGAAAAAUAUCUAAAAAGAGCUGAAGUUGUUUGGAGAAAUGGAAUGAAAAAUAUAUCAGAUGUAAAUUACUUGUUGAAGCUGUGUGAUUUGUCAUUGAAAUAUGGAAUUGAUGAAACAACUACUGCUUCUAUAAAAGAGGAGAUUUGGAAUAGAAGAACAGAAAGAGAUGUUUGGACUUAUAUAGCAAACAAAGAAUUAGAGGGAUUCCAUUGGACAGAAAUUGAAGAAUUUCUUAAUGAUGAAUUAAAUUAUCCUCCAGAAAUAAACAACUACAUUGCAGUGUAUGAAGAAGCUUUGCAACAGUUUCCAGAUGCAGCACUUUGCACUAAAUACAUCCAUGGCCUACUUGGUGUAAAGGAUAGUGUUUGUUCUGAGAUACAGAAAAUUAACACUGUGAAACACGCUUGGAAUUACGGUCACGAAAACGGGCUCCUUACUAAUGAAAUGUAUGCAUUUGGCAUUAGUGUGUUAAAGUUGGAAGAUGAAAUGACGAAAGAUGAACUCACUGAGAUUCUUGAUGCGGCAUUAGCUAAAAACCCACAUUGUAGAAAUUUAUGGGAGGAAAAGCUUUUGCUUAACAAGUCAGAUGAAAAAAAAAUGUUAUCCAUACUCCAAGAGUCGGGCAAAAGUCUUAAAUCUGAAGAUUAUCUUGCACUGUGGAAUUUCAUGUUUGAUAAUAUUGAUUCAAAUGUUGUAUUCAAGACUUGUUAUGAGAAAUUCAAGACCUGUGAAAAUGCAGUAAUAUUUUCCCUAAAGCCUAAGCUUUUACAAAAAAUGUAUGAACACAAUGGCAUUAAAACUGCAAGACAUAUCUAUGAAGAGUUUAUUAGAACUCCACCAACUCAAGUUGAGCUACAUAGAGUUAUGAUUGAAAUAGAAAUGUCCCAAGAGAAACCGGCUUUGAAAAAUGUUAGGAAGUGUUAUGAAGCAUUGGUGCAGCAUCAUGGGACCAAUAAUAUUGAAGUAUGGAUGGACUACAUGAACUUCGAACAGACUAAAGGUAGUGCUGCAUCUGUGCCGGCUAUUCAUAGAAGAGCUAUUGGAAUGUUGGUGAAGGAUUUAGUAGACAAGUUCAUUGAAGCUCAAACAUUAUCAAAAUUGAAAUAAAUAAUUUAAUUUAA